Molecule: messenger RNA, 953 nt
Organism: Centrocercus urophasianus (Greater sage-grouse)
Lineage: Eukaryota; Metazoa; Chordata; Aves; Galliformes; Phasianidae
Gene: CPLX2
Product: complexin 2
Exons: 3
Coding region: 207-611 (134 amino acids)
Biological process (GO): neurotransmitter transport; regulation of neurotransmitter secretion; synaptic vesicle exocytosis
Cellular component (GO): SNARE complex; terminal bouton
Molecular function (GO): syntaxin binding
Source: RefSeq, a predicted model, not a curated record
CGUGCUCGUGCCACUCUGUGGCGGGCAGCACCAGGCUGGGAAAUCCACCUGAGGCCGAGUCCCUGUGUGCCAGGGCAGUGCAGACCCCAGGCUUGGCAUCCCCGACCGUGUCCCUCUCUCUGUGCCCAGGUGGCCCUGGUCGGAGAGCCCGGAUAGCAGUGGAUGAGCGCUGGGCACUGGCAUAGCCACACGCACACACCGGCACCAUGGACUUUGUUAUGAAGCAAGCACUGGGCGGGGCCACCAAGGACAUGGGCAAGAUGCUGGGGGGCGAGGAGGAGAAGGACCCUGAUGCGCAGAAGAAGGAAGAGGAGAGGCAGGAAGCACUGCGCCAGCAGGAGGAGGAGCGGAAAGCCAAGCACGCCCGCAUGGAGGCUGAGCGGGAGAAAGUCCGGCAGCAGAUCCGUGACAAGUAUGGGCUGAAGAAAAAGGAGGAGAAGGAGGCAGAGGAGAAGGCAGCGCUGGAGCAGCCAUGUGAGGGCAGCCUGACGCGCCCCAAGAAAGCGAUCCCUGCAGGCUGCGGGGACGAGGAGGAAGAGGAAGAGGAGAGCAUCCUGGACACCGUGCUCAAGUACCUGCCCGGCCCCCUGCAGGAUAUGUUCAAGAAGUAACACCACCACCGACCCUGCCAUGGGGUUCUGGGGCACGGGCGCCCUCCUCCCUCCCUCCCCUCCAUCAGUUCCCUUGGCCCCAGGGGGGUCUCUGCAUCCCCUCUCCAUCUCCUGCCCCUCCCUUGUCCCCUAACCAGACCAAACCAUCCCAUCCUGUCCAGGCAGGGCCCCCUGACCACGCCGUGCCAAAGGGGAGCGUCCCUGGCCGGACAGGGCGAACCGGGACCAAAUGCACUGAUGUAACCUGGCAGUGGGCUGGGGGCACCCCACGCCCCACCGGACCCUGGGGCAGCUCCCCGUGCCCUCAGCCCUGCCCUUCUGCCCACACCCGCCCCUCACCCA